AUGCGCAUUGCAGGCACGCGUGGUAUUCCUGCUGGCCCACUGGCCAGGCUGCAGAGUGCAUGGCCAACAGAGCCUGCCACGAGCGGCGAAGGACACCCUGGGUGGCAUACAGCCCAGGGACCGCAAACACAUGAGGUUUGCGGAAUGGGGCACCUGCGCCUACCUCCGGAAGUCAAGUGGUAG
Molecule: messenger RNA, 183 nt
Organism: Coniophora puteana RWD-64-598 SS2
Lineage: Eukaryota; Fungi; Basidiomycota; Agaricomycetes; Boletales; Coniophoraceae
Exons: 2
Coding region: 1-183 (60 amino acids)
Source: RefSeq, a predicted model, not a curated record